Messenger RNA from Periophthalmus magnuspinnatus, 3436 nucleotides. RefSeq names its product MAGUK p55 subfamily member 2-like. The transcript has 15 exons. Lineage: Eukaryota; Metazoa; Chordata; Actinopteri; Gobiiformes; Gobiidae. Gene Ontology annotation, molecular function: protein binding. Gene Ontology annotation, cellular component: plasma membrane; cell-cell junction. The record is from RefSeq and is a predicted model, not a curated record. Bases 367 to 2040 code for a protein of 557 amino acids.
GAUGAUUUGUAGAAACAGAGACAACAAGGAGCACGAGACACGCACGGCUGGACGCGUGGGUUUGAGGCAGAGACAGAAGACACUGAACAUGUGACAGGAGCCAACCUUUUACCUGCAAAACCACAUUGAUCUGGAUUUAUCUGGGCCUAAAUGGAGCUGUGAGGGAGACACUGAUGCGCGCGCACUGGAGGAGACGCACGGCUCACAAAGACUCAUCAGGACCAGUCACCAGAGCUCAUCCCUCAGGUCUGUGCGCGGGGCAGGUUCAUCCAUCUGCACGUUUCCAUCUGGAGAUAAACCAUAAAACACCUGAAGACCCCAUCAGACCUGCUUUAAGACACCUGGCCUAUUGACUGGAGCUGUACCAUGCCUGUGGCCUCCACCAGGACAGAGCCUGCUCCUCAGGUGUUGGACGCGAUGAGCGACAGCACGGCCAGCUCCACCACCGCCAACGACCUGGACCUCAUCUACCUCAAAGGCAUCAUGGAGAACCCUCUGGAGCAGGAUGAGAGCCUGAAGGCACCACGGCUCUCUCCGGUGCGAGAGAACAACGUGGAGCUGCUCCAGGAGAUUCUCCGAGACCUGGACCCGUUCAAGAGCCACUCGGACACAGUGGCCGAGCUGUCCAACAUCCUCACACAGCCGCACUUCCAGUCCCUUCUUGAGACGCACGAUUCCGUGGCGUCCCAAGCGUGCGACAGCCCGCCUCCCAGCCCCUGUGACUUUGUCGACCACGAUGAUGAAGACGAGGAUGAAGACGAGUGCGACACACACAACCACCACCCGCCAGACGCCGUGCGCAUGGUGGGCAUCCGCAAGGUGGCAGGAGAGCAUUUGGGAGUAACAUUUAAAGUAGAAAACGGAGAACUGGUCAUAGCUCGGAUUCUGCACGGAGGAAUGGUCGACCAGCAGGGCCUGCUGCACGUCGGAGACAUCAUCAAAGAGGUAAACGGUCGAGACGUGGGCCGAGACCCCCGCGUUCUGCACGAGGAGCUUCAGGCCGCCAGCGGAAACAUGGUCCUAAAGAUUCUCCCGAGUUACCACGAGGCCAUCCCCCCACAAAAGGUGUUCUUCAAAUGUCACUACGACUAUGACCCCGCCCACGACGCGCUGAUCCCGUGUAAAGAGGCCGGUCUGAGGUUUGAGACGGGGGACAUCCUGCAGAUCGUCAACCAGGACGAUGUCAACUGGUGGCAGGCGCGUCACGUCGAGGGAGGAAACACUGGACUGAUCCCGAGUCAGAUGCUGGAAGAGAAGAGAAAAGCGUUUGUCAAGAGAGACGUGGAGCUCCCACCAGCAGGUAAUCUGUGCACCGGUGUUGGAUUAAAGAAGAAAAAGAAAAUGAUGUAUGUGACCACGAAAAACGCAGAGUUUGACAGACAUGAGAUUUUACUUUAUGAAGAAGUGGCCAAAGUUCCACCGUUCAAGAGGAAAACUCUGAUUCUGAUUGGUGCUCAGGGGGUCGGGAGGCGGAGACUGAAAACCAAACUUCUGCUGAGAGACCCACUGAUCUUUGGCACGAUUCUCCCCUACACGUCCAGAAAGCCUAAAAAGGGUGAGCGUGAAAGCCGGAUGUACGCCUUCACCAGCCGAAACAAGAUGGAGGCGGACAUAAAAAACGGCCGCUUCUUGGAACACGGCGAGUACGAUGGAAAUCUGUACGGAAUCAAGACGGAGUCCAUCCACGAGGUGGUGGAGGCCGGACGUGUGUGCAUCCUGGACGCCAACCCACAGUCUCUCAAAGUGCUGCGGACCUCAGAGUUCCUGCCGUACGUGGUCUUCCUCCAGGCUCCGGAGUUUGAGGUGCUGAAAGCCAUGAACCAGUCGGCGGUAGAGGCCGGCGUGGUGCCCAACACGCUCACGGAUGAGGAGCUGCGCAGAACAUGUGACCAAAGUGCCAAACUCCAGGCCGCCUUCGGUCACUACUUUGACCUCGCCAUCGUCAACGACAACCUGGACGAGACCUACCGCACGGUCAAGGCCGCUCUGGAGACCGUGUCCAAAAACCCGCAGUGGGUCCCCGUCACCUGGGUUUUCUAAAGUUAAGAAAUGGCACAAAUUAUCCAGAGACGAGACGACAAACAAGUUUCCUACUAUUUCACAAGAAUUACAAAGACAAGAGGCGGAACUCAUGGGCAAAUAUGGAGGAAAAUGAUUUAAAAAGCCACAAAAGUCUCUACAAUCCCUACAAUCUUCGACAUUAUUAAGCAGUUCCACAUUGCAAGGACUAGAUUAGCGCACUAGUCGAUUUGGAUUUCAGUAGCAGGUGUAAAAGUCUGAACACGGUGCUUUUCUCUCACAUGAUGAACUGAAUGUCCAUAAAAACCACACGUUUUACAUCACAAGGCCCAGACGAGGGCGUGGCGGUUCAUUUCGCGCCGGUGCCUGCUGCGCGCCAAGACCAGUUUGCAUUUUAUGUCCGUCAUCGGUGCCAAAUUGUCUUUAGUCUCUGUCAAUGUUUACAUCCAGUCUUACAUUUGCAUCGUCGACAUAUUUGUAUUUACUGCAGCAAUAACCUCGACGUGUCCUGUUUUAUAAAGCGAACAUGGAAGUGCCAGUGUGUAAAUAAAAGUCACAUCUCAGACACACACAUAACUCACACUUUGCACACUGUUUGUUUGUUAUAAGCUAAAUAUUUUGUUAUAAGUUCUCCGUUGUAAAUCGCUGUAGAUAGCAUGUAGAUCGAAGUAUAUUCCAGACGCUCGUAUAUUCGGUAUGAGACGUUUCCUCGUACGUUCGCCGGAGCAGCCGUCUUAAAUCGGCAGCACUUACUGUAGAACAUUCAUUCGUUAUAAAGACAUUUUCAGACAUAUAUCACUUGUGAAUGGGCAUGACUGUCUGCUAGUAUUUGCAUGUCGACGGUGCACAUACGUGAAGCACACCGGAGGAAAGAGGCGACUACGUUUUUAAAAAAAGAGCAUUUGCUAAACCGUGUUUUCCGUGCGCUUUGCUCUAACUCGACCAUCGCUCAUCGCUGACGCUCAUCUGUGCCAACACUGCAGAGUUAGUGGUGGGAAUUCUUAUUUUGUGGCAGCUAACGAUACUUGGACGCACAGUAUUUUAUGUAGAAUAAACGGACGUAUCUGGUGGUGGGUUUCCUGGCAGCUUCUCUCAGAUACAUUCCAAAUAUCCCGACUGUGUCUUUAUCUGCUAUUCUCAUAAAUGCAAUAAACGAUGUCCUUCCUCGAUGACGUACUACAAACUCACUAUAAACGUAAUAAUAUGCAGCAGAAAACAUUCACACUAUUGACGAUACUCGGUUUAAGUGUUGAGGUUUUGUAUUUCGAUUUAAACGUUGUAUUUGUAUGUCCUGGUGUCGGCUGCCACGAGCUACUACUUUGUUUAAAAAGUCGACUCCGAGCAGGAACGUCGACUUGUUUGGAGCGGCUGACUUUGUUAACGCUUUUCUUGUGUAAUAAAUGAGCAAUUAACUUUU